Messenger RNA from Trichomycterus rosablanca, 453 nucleotides. RefSeq lists its product as uncharacterized. The transcript is spliced from 4 exons. Lineage: Eukaryota; Metazoa; Chordata; Actinopteri; Siluriformes; Trichomycteridae. The coding region runs from base 1 to 453 and encodes 150 amino acids. The record is from RefSeq and is a predicted model, not a curated record.
AUGGCGUGUUCCAGCAAUGUCAUGGAUAAAAUCGAAAUGGAGUCACUGGGGCAGAAAGGCGGUGAUGUGGACAACACCGGUCCCAUUAUUAAAUAUUAUCAAGCGACCGAGCUCAUCCCCUCCCCGAAACCCCCGCUACACCAGCUGCUGAAGAAGGAGCCAGCGGCGUGGGCCUUUGUGCAGAUCUCCAGCGGUGUUCUGAAUGUUGGGCUCGGUGUGGUGUUCGCUGUGGUCUUCCCUAUCGAAAAUCUGCUGCUCACCUUGUUUAGAGUUCCCAUCGUCACGGGUUUACUGUUCCUGAUGGCUGGAUUGAUGUCGACUCUUCUCCACAGACGACCUGGGCUCUUACAGGUAGAAAUCCUGAUACUGUGUGUGACGCUGUUGGACAUGAUCAUCUCUGGAGUCUUAAUACUUUUCAUUAACACGGAAAAACGCAGGCAUGAAAAGGAAUAA